AAAUUUGUUAUUAUUUUGUAUGUACGGCAGUUCCAAUUUUCGGUGCAGACUUUUUUCUGAAGAAUUGUUUAUUAAAAAUUUAAUUUAAAUUAAAUUAAAUAUCUAAUUGAGAUGACAAAAGAACAAAAUAUUCGAAAACGUAAAAACGAAUCUCCCAUUAAGGAAAACAAUCCAACAGAAAUUAAGGAAAAUGAUUCGAAGGAAAAGAAAACCAAAUCUGGGAUACAAUUUCCCGAUUUAGGAAAAGCCACCCGAUCUACAACCCACCGCGUUUGGACUCGAUCUGUGAUGAUAAUCUCUGUAAUGACUGUUGUUUAUUUCUACACAAAAGACUCCAAAGAAGUCAAAUUUGCCCUGCAAAAAGAAACAAUUCCUUUGCGUAUGCAAAAAGUCCCGUGUUCCCAAAAGUACUUGGCCGAAAUGGAAGAAUUUCCCAAAUGUGUCCCAUCGACUUGCGGACGUUUUGUCUCAGAUUCACUCAUUACCAAAACAGAGACACAAAUUCUACUAAAUUUAGUUAAAGAUGUUCUAAAAUAUGGUGGCUCAUCGGGUGGAGCAUCAAUUUUGGAUUUGCAUUCGGGAGCAUUGUCUCAGGGAGAUAAAUUCAUCAAUGUCUAUUCGUUACCGCAGGCAAAUGAUGCAUUUAAAAAGGAAUCUCUAGUCACCUAUCGAUUAGUUAAAUCAAAGAUUAAGACCGCUAUAGCUCAGCGAUUUGGUAUAGAUGUUGAUAGUUUGUACUUGACUCAUCCGACUUUCUUCUCGAGAAUUACAAAUGAAACGGCGAAAACAAUACACGAUGAAUAUUGGCAUCCGCAUGUGGAUAAGGAAACUUAUGAGUCGUUCCAUUAUACGUCGCUGUUGUACUUGAAUGAUUAUAAGAAAGAUUUCAAUGGUGGAAGGUUCCUCUUUAUCGAUGGUAUGGAGAAGAAUAAAACCAUUUCGGCUAUAGAACCGAAAAUGGGACGUGUAAGUGCAUUUACUUCGGGUUCAGAAAAUUUACAUAAUGUUGAAAAAGUAACUGAUGGAACUAGGUUUGCCAUCACAAUCUCAUUUACUUGUAACUCUAAUUUUGCUAUCAAUGAUCCGAAAUUAAGCGUAGAUUAGGACUAUUGUACACAAUUUGCAAAAAAAAAAAAAACUAAACAUAUCAUUCCAGCUAAAGUUCCAAGAAAAC
Messenger RNA from Episyrphus balteatus (marmalade hoverfly), 1174 nucleotides. Its product is annotated as 2-oxoglutarate and iron-dependent oxygenase domain-containing protein 3-like. The transcript is spliced from 3 exons. The coding region runs from base 112 to 1104 and encodes 330 amino acids. The record is from RefSeq and is a predicted model, not a curated record. Lineage: Eukaryota; Metazoa; Arthropoda; Insecta; Diptera; Syrphidae. Gene Ontology annotation, cellular component: membrane. Gene Ontology annotation, molecular function: iron ion binding; L-ascorbic acid binding; oxidoreductase activity, acting on paired donors, with incorporation or reduction of molecular oxygen.